Messenger RNA from Paraglomus occultum, 262 nucleotides. The record is from the annotation of a GenBank genome assembly. NCBI's taxonomy places the organism in Eukaryota, Fungi, Glomeromycota, Glomeromycetes, Paraglomerales, Paraglomeraceae.
UGCCGGCAGCGAUGGUACAGUUAAUUUCUGGCAGUCCUGCGGCACAGAAAUAUACACAAGGGGUGUCCGAUAUCAGCCAGUGCCGGCAGCGAUGGUACAGUUAAUUUCUGGCAGUCCUGCGGCACAGAAAUAUACACAAGGCGCAGAAGAGUCAAAACAAAUUUACGGACUUUUAGUAUUAAAAAUAGUUCUUAAUCAUACAUUGAAGUUUUAUCCCACGAGACGGAUAAACUUCUACAUUCGAACAAGGGCUCGAAUUUGA